AUGAAUUUGACACCUAUGAAUAAAACUAGCAACAUGCAAUUUUAAAAUCAUAUCUAGGCCCUUGAAGAGUUAUAACUUGAGGAUAUGUUUGAAAAUAAUCCAAACUGGUUUGCCUUCGAGACUAGAGUGAGAAAAAUGGUGAUAUAAAUGCUUGAGCCGCAGAUCAAGAGGUCCAUUCAAGAUAAGGAAAUCAUCUAGCAGAUGCAGAAACAUCAUGACAUCAUAAAGCGCAAGAUUGAUGAAUGUGAGUUUGUAAUCCACAAGGCUCAGAAAAAGACUGCAGCUCAAGAAGAUGUUCACAAAAAGAUCGAAUUCAAUGAGACUAAGCAGAAGGUCUACGAGAUCAAAGUCAAGGAAAAUAUAGACAAACUUUAUCAUUAGCAAGAAGUACUUUAGGAAAAGGUAGACAUUGUAGAGUAGGAGCGCUCAUCAUUUAUAAUGAGAGUAGAUAACCUAUCAUAUGAGCUAAAGAAGUACAAAGAAGACCUUUUGAAUAUGAAGGAGUCACUUGGAUAGCACAUUGAUAGGACACAUAUGGAGUUAAAAAAGUCAAUUGCGGGCUUCAAUAAUCAGAUACAGGUAGUUUCAGAGGAAAUUUAGCUUGAAAAGAAAAAACUGGUGGUAUAAAGCAAUGACUUCAAAAAGUUUGGCUUGGUUAUUGAGACAAAUAACCGUAGGCUGGUAGAAGUCGAAGAUCUUUUGGAAAAAAUCUAGCAAGAGAAAUUAGAUUCUCAUCUGUUUACCAAUAGAAUAGCUAUUUUGGAAAGAGACUUGCGAAUGACCUAGGAGCAGAAUUUGAAGUUGGAAUUCCAGAUAAAGGACACUAACUACUUCAUUGAGAAGUAUGUGCCAAUGCAGAUUCAGAUGAUGAUAGAUGAGACUCUGAACAGCACUCUGCUAAAGAAAAACACUCUGCUGAAGAACUUGUAUGAAUACGAGAAGAAUAAAUUCAGACUCCUGGAAGAUCUGAUUAAAAAUAUGGAUGCUAAGAAUGCUUAGAAUCAGCAGAUCAUUAUGGAGAGGAGGAACUAUAUGAUACCUAACUUCCAACUACGUGAGCUAGAAAUACAAAAGGAGAAGAAAGGCACUAAGGGAGCCAAGAAAGGAAUGGGAGGACACAGAGACAGUAAAAGCGGAGCAAGCAAGCUUGGACUUAAGGGUCUGCAAUUGAGGCACAUAUAAAGUGAGUCUAGUGCUGGCAAAAUCAAUACUAUGCAAAGGUCUGAGUCAAAUUUAUCAGGCUAGUCUAAGCUGAAAUUAAAAACUUCAGGCAAGAACUAAAGAAAGGGAAGUGGAGCUCGGAAGACUGUAGCUGGGUCUAAACAACUGACAAAUCAGGGUUUGAGUUUUGAGUCUUAAUAAAACAAGAAGUAGAACAGCUAGAUAUCGGGAAGCAGUUCAAGAGGCAGACAGGCAGCUUAGAAAAUAAAUGACAAUGAGAGUUAAGAUGGAUAGGUAUUGAUAUCAGGUAACAAUACUUAAAGGUCAAACAUCAAGAAAAAGGCUAGUUAGGCUAGCAUGGGCAAAGUUGUAGACACCACUCCUAACUAUACUGCAACUCCCAACCACUUAUCCCAGGAUGAAAGUCAGAGCAUGGACAACAAGGGCAAGAGCAGUGAGCUAUCUCACAGUUAGAAGAGCCAGUCUCAGAAAAGUGACAGUCAGAGCAUUAUUCAUCAGAUACUUGAGCUCUCUGAGGAGUCAAUGGCAGAGUCUGUACACAAAUCUGUUUAGAAAAGAGUAAAAGCAAUAAAGUCACACAUCAGAAACCAGGAGGACUCGAACAAUUUGCCAAAGAUAGAUGAGAUGUCAAACAAUCAUCAAAUGCUGAAUGAAGAUGAAUCGAAUGCCUCUUUCAACAUAAGACAGUAAAAGAAGAAAAACAUUCAGUCAGUGACAGGAGAAAGCGAAAUACAGUUUGAAGAGAGGGGAGACAAAGCAAGCAUCAACUCCUUUAAUCACAAGAUACCUCUAGAUGACAAGUCUGUAGAUCUUCUACAAAAAUCGAAUGUGAAUCUGCAAAGAGUAUUGGAGGAUUAAGACAACUAGAUAAAUUAGAGUGAGGAGGAAGGUGGGGAAAUGGAUGAUCAAGACAUGGAAAAUGAAGAGGAUGAUGAAGAGGAGGGAGAGUACAGUGAGGAAGAUUCAGAUGACUCCAGUUUUCAGAUGACUAGGUCUAUGAUCCAAAGACUGCAAAAGACUGAGGUAACUUAUAGCGAUUUCGAUCAGGCAAUCCGCAACAUUUUCAAGCAAUACAACGAGAACUUCGAGGACUUUAAGACUAGAUUCCCAGCAGAAGUCAAUCAUCACACUUUCAAUGCCUAGAUAGACGAUGUUUACAGAGUCAUUGAGAGCACUAAGAACGGCAUCAGAAUCCUAGCUGAGUAAAUACAGUAGCAAUUCAAGGAGAUAGGCUAGCAAAUGCAGGAGGAUAGAGAGUACUACCAGAGUGAAAUAUCUGCCAGCGAGAAAAAGAGACGGAGAGAGCAGUUUGAAAUUAUGCAAAAGAUUGAUGAGCUGAGGCACUAUGUUAAAAAUGUGGAGAGAGGAGUCCUUCUUUUACAAAGCAAAGACGACUUCUAUCAGAAAAUAUGUCUCUCUUUGAUUGAAGUAGCCAAGGUCGAUAAUGCACUGAUGCAGGCUGAUGAAGUAGACAAGAAAUCAAUAUCUCUGCUCGGAGUCAAGGAGGAAAACUUUAGGCCUACAAGCCCCACUCAUAAUCAGAUCUAAGUGCAUAUUAAUUCUCCAUCACUGAGUGCUUCAGUAUACCAGCAACCCAAAGACAAAAACCAACAGCCAGUGAUAUCUAUUGACAAGUCGUGUUUAAGUUGCAGUUCCCAGCCAUACAAGGUCAUUGCUGCUUUUAAGAUGGCUUGCUUGUCAUACUUCCCUUCUCAAGUUUAAUUCUAAGAGAGGGAAUACAAUAGAGAAUCUCUGAUAGAAAUAAAGAAUGGUAUACUGGAUGACUUGCUAGUGACCAUUGAAAGAAAGAUUUAGCAUCAAGAAGAAUUCGAAAGAAAUAUCAAUGAUAGACGAAGAAGCAACUUAAGCGAUAGUGUUGGAGGCAGGGAUGACACACCUCAUAAUUAUCAAUACCCUCUAAGACCAAGUAUGAACCAUGUAAUAUUGAAUUCACAGGGCAAUACGAUUAGCAUCACAGGCAACAGGCCUUAAAGCCCAGCUAACCAUAGAAUUGACCCUAAAAUUUUAACCAUCGAAGAUGAUAACCUCUCCAAUAGCAACAACAAUCUUAACAAAGUGAACUUUGAUCACACUCUGAAGUAAAAAACCAUCUUUCUAGACCCUGACAACUCUAAUUCCAACUUGAAGUCAGACAGCUCGCAGCAGUUCAUGACCUCAUACUAGCGCAAGAGCAUUAAAAUCUCAAAUAUCAAGUACAAGACUGAUCUCCUGUUCUCUGACCAAAACAACCCUAACUUAUCUCUAACCAAUCACGGAGUAGCAAAGCAAAUAGUAAACAAUAAUGGUCAUGCAGCAAGGGACCAAUUCAGCAAUAGUGUCAUCCUUAACCCAUUAAUUGAGGAGUAGCGCUAGCAGGCAAGAAUGAGGAAUAUGAGUGGCUCUGGUGCACACACUUAGUUUCAGACAUCAAAAGACUAUCUUAACAACACAGUCAAUAAGAUCAGCAACAGAAGAGAUAUUAGAGUGCCCACUGAUAUAUCAAGUGCGCCUAUCAGUCCAUCUCAUUUAGGAUUCACAAGCACACCUUCUUCAAGUUAUGUAAACAAGAGAAGGGUAAGAAAUAGAGCUGCUAAUAACAGUACUUAACUUGGCUCAUCAACGAAUGCAAGCAGAGACCAUUCCAAGAUAUUGCUUGCUCCUAAGAACAUUUGA
This is a messenger RNA of Stylonychia lemnae, 3855 nucleotides long. The record is from the annotation of a GenBank genome assembly. NCBI's taxonomy places the organism in Eukaryota, Ciliophora, Spirotrichea, Sporadotrichida, Oxytrichidae.